UUUACAUCCCACCACACCAACUACCUAAGAACUGGUAUACCACCACAAUGACCUCCCAACCUAACACAAUAACAAUCCCCAUCAUCGGCGCCUCCAUCGCCGGCCUCACCAUCGCCCACUCCCUCCUCUCGCACUUCUCCACAACCAACCAUACUACCAACUCAACUACAAAAAUAAAAAUCCUCCUCAUCAACCCCCACCCAUCCUUCUACUGGGCCAUCGCGGCCCCGCGCAUCCUCACCAAACCAACUGCUUUCACAGAGUCACAAUACCUCAUCCCGAUCGCCGAUGGAUUCGCCAAGUAUUCUCCGGAUGUAUUCGAAUUCAUCCUAGGACGAGCGACAUCGCUCGAUUUCGAGAAAAAGUUACUAAAUGUUGAGGAAGUCACCGACACUGAGAGUAAUAAGACUCUGAGACAAGAAAUCAAAUAUGAUUAUUUGGUUAUCGCGUCGGGGAGUACACCAUCGGCUUCUUCUACGGAAACAUUAUUCCCCGGUGAGGAUAAUAAAGAUGGUGAAAAUGGGGAGAUAUAUCCCUUCAAACUAUCCCCCACUUCUACCACUACCAUCACGGAGGCGAUUAAAUCUGCCCAAACCACCAUCUCCACCGCGAAAAAAAUCACCGUCAUCGGGGCAGGUCCCAUCGGGGUAGAAAUAGCAGGUGAAUUGGGUGAUCUCAUCUCCUCCUCUCCCUCCGAAGAAGGAGAAGAAAAGAAAGUAAUAACCCUCAUCUCAUCCACCCCACGCAUUCUCCCCACAUUGAAACCCUCCGCCAGCGAAACAGCCACAUCCCUCCUUAGUAAAAAAGGCGUGCGAGUCCUCACAGAUCGGAAAGUCAUUUCUGUCUCUCCUAAGGAAGAGGGCGGGUAUGAAAUCAAACUCAACAACGGGGACACUCUGGAGACGGAUAUCUACAUCCCGACUAUCGGAGUCCUGCCUAAUAGUUCUUAUAUACCCCGGGAAGUACUCGAUGAGCGUGGUUGGGUGAGGGUUGAUGAGGAGUUGAAGGUGUCCGGCGUGGAGGGGGUGUAUGCGGCGGGGGAUAUUACCACUCAUACGCAAAAGUUGUCGUUUAAGGCGGAUGAGAUGGCUGGGGUGGUGGUGGGGAAUUUGGUGGAUGAUAUUAAUCAUGCUACUGGUGCUGGGAAUGGGAAUGGGAGUAGGAAGAAGGGAUGGCGGAGGGGAUGUGGUGGUGGUGGUGGGAGGAAGACGUAUGAUGAAGGGACCGAUGUGAUGAUGGUGGUUCCUGUGGGAACUUCUGGCGGUACAGGGCAGGCGUUUGGGUGGGUGUUGGUUAGUUUUAUGGUGUGGUUGGCCAAGGGGAGGGAUUAUUUUAUUUGGAAGGCUAAGGGGUAUGUGUUCAAAUAGACUGCCUUUACUGUGUACUAGCCAUCAUGUUAUUGUACUGUACUUAAUUCGGGAUGCUCAUAA
This is a messenger RNA of Aspergillus eucalypticola CBS 122712, 1430 nucleotides long. Its product is annotated as NAD(P)/FAD-dependent oxidoreductase. Gene Ontology annotation, molecular function: flavin adenine dinucleotide binding; electron-transferring-flavoprotein dehydrogenase activity. The transcript has a single exon. Bases 48 to 1367 code for a protein of 439 amino acids. Lineage: Eukaryota; Fungi; Ascomycota; Eurotiomycetes; Eurotiales; Aspergillaceae. The record is from RefSeq and is a predicted model, not a curated record. Gene Ontology annotation, cellular component: cytoplasm.